AUGAAUAACAAAUUCAUUUUCAUAUUACUUAUUGUUUUAAUUGUGGGUAUUUUAAUUGGACAUUUGACAAGUAACAAAAAAAUUACUUAUGAAUCAAGUUAUAAUUCAUCUGCAAUAUUGAAUAAAAAAUCAGCGAGUAUUUCAUAUAAUAUUUCAUCUCAUGUUGAAAUAGUUGAUUUUAAUAAACCAAUUAAUGGAAAUUUUACAUGUAUAAAAACGAAAAAACUUCUUAAUUAUUUUCAUUCUUUUGUAUGUCUACAUCAAGAACAAACAGAUAUAUAUGUAAGUAAAUCUUUUCAAGAAUCACUUACGAUUUGGGAAGAACAUGGUGUACUACGUAUACUUCAACUUCUUCUUCGUUAUCCACAUCUUGAUUUUAUUGAUAUUGGAGCAAAUAUUGGUACUUAUACAAUGUAUGCUGCUGCAUUAGGUCGAUUUGUAUUAGCUAUUGAAUGUUUUGCACCUAAUAUUGAUCGUAUACAUCGUGCUGUUGAAUUAGCAAAUAUUACUAAUCGAGUUGUUCUUAUACAAAAUGCACUUUAUACACAUUCUGGACAAUAUUUACGUUUAGCACCUAAUGCAAAUAAUGUUGGUGGUCAAGAAUUAGAUAUUGUAAUGAAACCACCAAAUAAUCACAGUACAAUAUAUAAUCAUAGUGUAACAAUAGAUCCAUAUAUAGUAAAAACAAUAAAAUUAAAUGAUUUAGUACCAAUAUUACAAGCACGUGGUGUACGUGGAGCAAUAAUAAAAAUGGAUAUUGAAGGAAGUGAAAGUUUUGCUGUUGAAAGUGGAAGUGAAGUAUUUGAUUUAUUCGAUAUACCAUUUAUACAAAUAGAAUGGUUAAAAGUACGUAGUUUUCCUCAUCGUGUUAAAUUCUUAAUAGAUUUUUUUACUAAACGUGAUUAUAUACCUAAAACAUUUCAAUGCCAAUUAUUACCUCUAAAUAAUACUCCGACAUGGCCUGACGAUUUAUGUUGGACAAAACGAGAUGUUCAUUUUUGUUAA
Adineta steineri is the source of this 1005-nucleotide messenger RNA. The record is from the annotation of a GenBank genome assembly. NCBI's taxonomy places the organism in Eukaryota, Metazoa, Rotifera, Eurotatoria, Adinetida, Adinetidae.